AUGACUACAACUCAAUCGUCUCAAGAUGUAGCCGGGGAUGGCAAUAGUCUGCACUCGCUCCGUCCAACAACUUUGUUCAAGCGUUGCAUAACAGCAUCCCCCCGGAACUGCUUCCGCGCUUCGACCCCAUCUACGUGGAGCCCGGAUAUUUUCCGGAUUACCCAACAGAAAAUACCCGUCCAAGGCGGCGAAAUAGCCGUUCGGAUUUUUGAUCCCAGAACAAUCCUUGACGUACAAGGCAAGCCGAAAAAGAGAGCAGCGUACGUCAACUUCCAUGGUAGUGGCUGGGUAUUUGGAAACCUUUCUGUGGACCGUGAUUUCUGUAACCAAGUUGUCCAAGGCCUAGAUGGCAAUCUGGUGGCUUCUGAUGUCGAUUAUCGACUAGCACCGGAGCACAAAUACCCUAUUCCUGCUCGAUCGCAGAAGGCAGAGGAGUUCAAUAUCGAUCCGGAUCGGAUGGCAGUUGGUGGUGCUUCAGCAGGACAUCUAUCAGCCGUCAUCAGCCAUCUCUGUCGCAAUGUCAAUAUUCCACUACGCUUGCAGCUUUUAACUGUCCCGGUCUGUGAUAUGCACAAUGUUUUCACACCGAAUGGCGAUUUUGAUUGGGACAACUGCCCAUAUGAGUCUUAUCGGGAGAUGGAGUUUACAGCAGCCCUUCCAACGGCAUGGAUGGCAUACUUCCACAAACAGUUCCUGGGAGUGCCCAGGCCUGCUCCGUCACUGGAAGAUUGGAAGAUCUCCCCUAUGCUAGCUCAUAAUUUUUCCAACCUUGCACCCGCCUUUGUAUUUACUGCAGAGUUGGACCCUCUGAGGGAUGAGGGAGAAGUCUAUGCCGCGAAACUGAAGGCAGCUGGUUGUCGCGUGGAUCUGAUGCGUAUGGAGGGAGUCACCCAUACUUUCAGCGGUCUGGAUGGCAUCCUGGACGUAGGGAAAACAUACAACAAGAAAGUCAUCGAAGCCAUGAAGAAGGAACUCGUAAUCUAG
This is a messenger RNA of Aspergillus tanneri, 984 nucleotides long. Its product is annotated as alpha/beta hydrolase. The record is from RefSeq and is a predicted model, not a curated record. The coding region runs from base 1 to 984 and encodes 327 amino acids. The transcript is spliced from 4 exons. Gene Ontology annotation, molecular function: hydrolase activity. NCBI's taxonomy places the organism in Eukaryota, Fungi, Ascomycota, Eurotiomycetes, Eurotiales, Aspergillaceae.